CCCAAGCGGCAGAGUCAGUCUCCGCUUUGUGUCCGAGCUAGACACAUAUGAACAUUGUGUUCGGGUGUGGUACACCCAGUCCGUAUCCAACGUUACAAAAUCCAAAAUUUUCAAAAAUAUAAAGUUUUAAUUUUCGUCUGUUUGCCGCUGAGGAAUAAAAAGGUAAGUAAGAAUACGUACUCUUUACUUAAUUUUGUAGAUUCUAACCUCAAAAUAACGCGUUGUACAUGGUGUAAGCGAAGUAUUGUAGUAGAUCUCAAUCACUUGAACAACACGCAUUAAAAACAUGGCAACGCGUCGAAUCACUCGAAGCGUUGCUGCUUUGGAGGAGUUGUACAAUGAAAACGAGGAGGACAGCGUUACAGAGAACGACACUGACACCGACGACGCCGUAGAUGCGGAAGAGGAAAGUUCCCACGAUUCUGAAACAGACGCCGAAGAAGAGGCAGAAUCUGAAGGAGAGCCACUGUCAGGCGAAGAAAAAGCAGCUGCUCCGAGAGGCGCCCCGCCGCGCAAACGCGGCCGCCCUUCAUACCUGCAUGCUAAGAGCGGGCACAAAUGGAAUCUCUCUGCUCCGGAAUCGAGGGGCCGUCGAUCGCAGUCACAACAAUCUUUCGCGCCAUCAACUAAAGGUAAUGCGACACGUGUUAAAACACCGCUCGAAGCUUGGAGCGUGUUAUUUACCGAUGAAAUUUUAGAUAUCAUCGUCAAACAUACAAACGAGCAAGUUGAAAGGGAAAUAACUGUGAUGAGACAAAAUAACGUUAGAUUAGAUACGUCAGUACAUAAAAUAAUUGAUAAAGUAGAAUUGAAAGCUACGUUUGGUUUAUUGUACUAUGCCGGAGUGCAUAAGUUGAGCAAGUGCAAAACUAUUAAUUGGUGGGGAAUCCAUUCUAUGCCUUUAUUCAAAGCGACAAUGUCUAGAAAUCGAUUUACAUUUAUUCUUCAAAGUUUGCGAUUCGAUGAUAAAGAUACUCGAGCCGAAAGGAAAGCAACAGAUCGAUUCACACACAUACGAGAGAUCUGGGAAAUAUUUAUUAAAAAUUGCAUGGACAACUACGAGCCCGGCACAAAUACCACUAUUGACGAGCAGUUGCUUUCUUUUCGAGGUCGAUGCUCUUUUAAAAUGUACAUCCCCUCUAAACCAGACAAGUAUGGUUUAAAAAUCAUUUCUUUGAAUGAUGCAAGCACUCACUAUAUGAUCAAUGCGAUCCCUUACUGCGGAACUGUUACUGAUAGAUUAGAAGGCGAACCGAUUCCUACGUAUUACGUGCGCAAAUUGAGCGAGCCAUUGUACAACACCGAACGUAAUAUAACUUGCGAUAAUUGGUUUACCUCUUUGUCCCUUGUAGAAAUGAUGAAAAAAGAGCACAAUUUAUCUUUGAUAGGUACAAUAAAAAAAAAUAAACGAGAGAUUCCUGCUCAAUUCAAAAGUUUAUCCAAAGAUACUCCGAAUAUUAGAUUCUGUUACUUAGAAAAAAAAACCUUACUGUCAUACAAUCCUAAGAAAAAAAAAAUUGUAUUAGUUUUAUCGUCGAUACAUCAAACAGGUAAAAUAGAUGAACGAAGUGGAAAACCGGAAAUGAUUGAAUUCUACAACAAGACCAAAGGCGGCACCGAUUGUUAUGAUUUUAAAUGUCAUCAAUACACGACAGCUCGCAAGACAAGUAGAUGGCCUGUUAGAUCUUUUUAUGGAAUGCUCGAUCAGGCUGGCGUUAAUUCUUUUAUUUUAUACAAUCUUAAUCAAUUCAAUGCACCUCUGAAACGACUCGAUUAUCUUCGAGAGCUGGCGUUGCAAUUAGUUAAACCUACUUUGAUUAAAAGAUUGGCAACACCUACUCUGAGGAUAGGUCUGCGAAAUACGAUUGAAGAGUUUUUGGAUUCUCGUGAGUUGCCAGAAGAAAUGGACAUUCGCGAUGAGUUUGUCGACAAUAGACUUCCAAAGCAAAAGAGAUGCAACUUAUGUCCAAGUUCCCUUGACCGAAAAACGUAUUAUAAGUGUCUUAGAUGUCAUAAGGCGAUGUGUAAAGAGCACGUAGCGAAACUGUGCUGCGAGUGCGGCAAUACUAUGUAA
Messenger RNA from Cotesia glomerata, 2074 nucleotides. RefSeq names its product piggyBac transposable element-derived protein 4-like. Bases 287 to 2074 code for a protein of 595 amino acids. Lineage: Eukaryota; Metazoa; Arthropoda; Insecta; Hymenoptera; Braconidae. The record is from RefSeq and is a predicted model, not a curated record. The transcript has 2 exons.